GCAGUCGUCAUUGACCAUUGGCCAUUCGACAUUGUGCAACCUAUCACUCAGCACUGAACAUUCAGCGGUGACCUUUUAGCAUGCAUUCUGCAUCACCUAACCUACCGAACAGCAGCUAACAGAAGACAGCAAGAAUCACCUCAUAUACGAUCUAUUCUAUACCCAGUAAAGUUAAGUGUUCUGAAUCCUGUACCGUGUUUUUACUGACGCGCUGGAGCGAGUACAAUUCCCUGAUCAGCGCACACCAGAUCGUGAAAAUCCUUAUAUGGUCCUUCGAGGUAGAGAGGAAAACUUCCUAACAUUCGGUCCUUCAAGCCGGAUAGGAUAAACUUCCUAACAGGACUGGACACACUCAGGAUGGUCACCAUUCCGGAGUACUACACGGGCAAGAACGUGCUGAUCACGGGCGCUACAGGUUUCAUGGGCAAAGUGUUGCUGGAAAAGCUGCUCCGCUCCUGCCCCGGCACCAGACAGGCCUACGUGCUCGUGCGACCCAAAGCGGGUCAGUCUCCGAGCGCCCGCAUCGCAGACAUGAUCAACUGCAGGCUUUUCGACAGAUUAAGAGAAGAGCAGCCAGGUUUUGCGGAGAAGAUCGUGCCGGUAAACAGUGACCUCACGCAGCCCGAGUUAGACCUCAGCAAAGAAGACCAGGACACGCUGAAGGAGCGCAUCAACGUCGUCUUCCACUGCGCAGCCACCAUCCGAUUCAACGAGCCUCUCAAAGAUGCCAUGCAGCUGAACGUUCUGGCCACACAGAAGAUGCUGAAUCUGGCUCACGGGAUGAAACAUUUGGAGGUGUUUAUUCACAUCUCCACAGCAUACGCUAACUGUGACCGAGAGCUCAUUGAGGAGGUCGUCUACCCACCACCUGUCGACUACAAGAAGCUCAUUGACACGCUGGAGUGGAUGGAUGAUAAGCUGGUCAGUCUGAUGACCCCCAAGCUGCUCGGCGAGCGACCCAACACGUACACGUACACCAAAGCCCUGGCUGAGUACCUGGUCCAGGAGGAGUGUGGGAAUCUAAACGUGGCCAUUGUGCGGCCUUCUAUAGUAGGAGCCAGCUGGAAAGAGCCCUUUCCUGGAUGGAUUGAUAAUUUCAAUGGACCGAGUGGGAUAUUCAUUGCUGCGGGGAAAGGCAUCCUACGCACCAUGAGAGCCUCUAACAGCGCUGUGGCUGACCUCGUGCCGGUCGACGUGGUCAUAAACACAAUUCUGGCUGCUGCUUGGCACUCAGGCUCGCAGAAACACACCAGGCCAAAAAGUUUGUUGGUGUACAACUGCACGACCGGCGCAAUCAAUCCCUUUCACUGGGGUGAAGUCGAAUACCAUGUUAUAUCCACUUUCAAGAGGAACCCCCUCGAGCAAGCUAUCAGACGGCCCAAUGUAAAUCUCACAUCCAAUCAUCUAAUCAAUCAGUACUGGAUUGCUGUGAGCCACAAGGCGCCAGCAUUCCUCUAUGAUCUCUUCCUCAGGAUAACGGGACGGGAGCCCAGGAUGAUGAAGACGAUCACACGCCUUCACAAGGCCAUGAUGGUGCUGGAGUAUUUCACCAGCCACUCAUGGGAGUGGAACACGGACAACGUCACCAUGCUCAUGAACCAGCUUGGAGCUGAGGAUAAGAAGGUGUUCAACUUUGACGUCAGACAGUUGCACUGGGCCGAAUAUAUGGAGAAUUACUGCAUGGGAACGAAGCAGUAUGUGCUGAACGAGGAGUUAUCAGGCCUCCCUGCUGCACGCAAACACCUCAACAAGUUGCGCAACAUUCGCUACGUCUUCAACACGGUCCUGGUGGUCUUGAUCUGGCGCGUGUUCAUCGCACGCUCGCAGAUGGCGCGCAACAUCUGGUACUUCGUGGUCAACCUGUGCUUCAAGUUCCUGUCCUACUUCAGGGCAUCCAGCACUAUGAGAUACUGAACCUCCUUCUCUUUCUCAUCCUCUCCCUCUGUCCCGUACUCCCUUCUCUCCUUCUUUCGUCUUCUCUCUAUUUUCUACAAUAGCUAUGCAUACACUCCAGAGCGCCCCGGUUAGGGUCAGAUACUAAUGACUUGCUUCGUAGAAAACAGGGCGCGACAGGGUCCGAGACCAGGCCGUGCGCUGUAAACGAUUCUCCGUCAGAGAUUACGGUGGCACGCCAGCCCCCUACCCUCCGUCCCCCUCCGUCCCCCACGCCGAAUCAAGCCCAAGGCGGGAAAAUAGGGACGCGAUGUCUAGUUCACUGCUCGGUGCAUAUUUCCUGUUUUAUGAUACGCUCUUUAAGUCAGAUUACCUCGCCUGGUUAAUUAACUUCUUUUUUUUUUUUUAAUCAUUAAGUUAUUUAUAACUAUUUGAAAAGGUUGUGAUGGUGAUGUAGGUAACUCUCGUUGCUCUUUCACACAGACUCGCACGCGCGCACACACACACACACACACACACACACACACACACACACACACACACACACACUCAUUUUGCAUUUACCCAUAAUACAUUUCCAUGAUGAUGAUGAUACAGGAAGCUCUACCUGACCACAGACCACACACACACACACACACAUUGUGUGUGUGUGUGUGUGUGUGUGUGUGUGUAUAUAUAUAUAUAUAUAUAUAUAUAUAUAUAUAUACACACACACAACCUAUAGUUCCGGUUUCAUUCAUUCAAAUAUGUAGAUACCUGGAAUUACUAAUCAUUACAUCUUAUAUACGACUAUAUUUUUGUCCAGCAUUUAAUCACGUGACUUUUUCUCAGCGCUGUGAAAUGGGUAGUGUGAUUUACGGAACCUUUUUUUCUUCUUUCCAGAAUGUUCACGAUCCAAAUCGCCCAACUGCUCAAUUUAUGGACGCAAAACAAUAAAUUUUAUUUUUUUUUUUUAAGUUUUCGUGUAUCGCUUCGAUUUGAAUACCGAGCAUUUCUAGAGUCAGGGCCGAUUUACUUAUGAAGUAAACAGACUUCAGGAACUCUUAACGCACAGUUUACUCCGUUUACGCACGUUUCACCUUACUGGGCCCGGGCUCAGGUUUCUCUCGAACAGAAGCCGGCCCGAAGAUCGCCGUAACGAAGUCUGGCCAAAGUUUGAGCUUGGUGCUUUCCGUCUCGCAAAAUUAAAGCUCCCGUCGAUAUUCCUGCCGUUUGUAGAAUGUUUGCUUUUUCAUAACAGCAGCUGGGGAAACACUGCGACAGUCAGGCCCGAGCUCAAGAGGAAUUACACCUGGAGCGUAGAUUCGUAGGGUGCCGUUACUUUUGAAAGCGGGUCAGAAAUCAAUUUUUUUUUUUAUUGAGCGAUACGCAGCUACUAACAAACAUUAAUUCACAGCCAGAGGAAAUAAAAAAUUCGGGUUUUUUGACCUGAGCAUUUUAUAUAAUAAUUAGGAAACCUGACCUCCAACUGUGAGGACGAGAGCGAGAGAUGGAAAGUGCUUCUGAAAUGCAUCUGCAUUUCAAAUGAACACUGACAUCAAUUUCUCACCAUUAUGGAGAAACCCGAUGAUGACCUCGAGGUGGUUCACCGCCUCCUGUUUGACCACACGUUCUCCAGACUUGCAUCACAUCAUCGAUUUGAACCAUUUAUUGCCACUUUAUAAGGACAAAAGUAUUGGGACACGACUUUUCCAGCCAUCGAUGGUUCUCCCCAAUCUGUUACUACAAACUUGUCUUUGGAUGCAGUCGAAUGAAAUUUUCAACUAAGAGACCAAAACCUGUUCCCGUGCGACAGUGCACAAAGUUAGCUCAAUGAAGAUAUGCUUUACAUGGAUUGGAGUUAAAGAUCUCCUGCUGUAGAGCUUAAAACCUAUUGAACUCCAGGCCGUCUCACCUCACCUACAUCUUGACAUUACUAACACCCUGCUCAUGUGCCGUGUCUGCUGUACAGGAAUUACCAGUAAUUAUAGUAUCACGCUAGGAUGAACAUGUGGGUAUUAGGAAAAGGUGGAAGCUCAGUGGUUAAGGUUUUUGGUUUACUGAUCGGAAGGGCGGUGGUUCAAAACCCCGCAUCGACAAGCUGCCACUCAUGGGCCCAUUGAGCAAAGUAACACGGCUGAGCCCAGUGGUGUCCCAAUACUUUUGCUCAUACAGUAUAUAUCUCUUAAAGGAAAAAACUAUUGAGAUAUUAUAGGAAGAUAAGGACAUUAUAGGACGUUAAGGACAUUUUAUUUGUUCUUCACAAAAAUGUGUCUUUGGCUGAUGCAUUAGGUAGAGCAUCUUCUGGGCCCCUGAACAUGGCCCUUAACCCCAUUGCUGCUCAGUUGUAUGAAUGAGACAAGUGGAUAAGGGCAUCUGCCACAUGCCAUAAAUGUAGAUUAGGAUGGGAAGAAAUAUUACGUUGUGACGAAUGUAAACUUUAUAACGAGUGCAGAAAAAAAAAAUUUUCCGAAUCCAAACAAAUCCACGUCGAGUGAAAUUCCUGUAGGAUAAUCCACCAUCGCUCUUUCCCCGUCGCUCGGGUCGCGUCCUCGUUUCAAAGGCCGUCUCACAGCGGCGAUCUUCUCACAGCUCUCGCCCUCCUGCUGCUGAAGCACAUCUGAUCCCGAGGCCUCGACCAAGCCAACACACACUCAUCACCCUGUUCUGCCUUACCUCCGUGCUGUACGCUUUUCCCCCUGAACCUCACGUCAAAAAAAAGAAAUAAUCUAUCCUUCUCCUCCUGAUACUCUUGAUCAGGCUAUUUUUUUUUUUAUUGUUUCCUCUGAGAAUUAUUAAAUGCCACAGUUGAUGUCGAUGGGGGAGAAUACAAUGGGUGCCUUGUAUUUGUAAAAUAAAAAUGGAAUAAAUUAAAGACGUGAAUUGGGCCUGUCGUGUGUUGAAUCCGGUCCUUGGAAAGAAAAAAAAAAUGCUUUUAAUAGAGUUCUGAUUUUGGAAACAGUACAGCGUGAGAUACUGAAAGUGCCGUGACUGGAAUAGAUACCGGCGAGUUGAUCGGUCAUGUGCUUCACAUGCUUCAGCGGGAUUCAAUCCGAGCCUUGUGUACCUGCCAAAUGCCGUAUGUGUGUAUCGGGUUAGAUAACACUGACCUCUAGUGGAUUGAGGGUUUAAACAAUGUAACAGAAAAGUGAAGAACUAACAAAUAUUUGAAUAAAAACAUCAAAACCAA
Silurus meridionalis is the source of this 5062-nucleotide messenger RNA. It is a transcript of the gene far1, whose product is annotated as fatty acyl CoA reductase 1. Gene Ontology annotation, cellular component: peroxisome. The record is from RefSeq and is a predicted model, not a curated record. Gene Ontology annotation, biological process: long-chain fatty-acyl-CoA metabolic process. The transcript has 12 exons. The coding region runs from base 358 to 1914 and encodes 518 amino acids. Gene Ontology annotation, molecular function: alcohol-forming very long-chain fatty acyl-CoA reductase (NADP+) activity. NCBI's taxonomy places the organism in Eukaryota, Metazoa, Chordata, Actinopteri, Siluriformes, Siluridae.